This is a messenger RNA of Juglans microcarpa x Juglans regia, 691 nucleotides long. RefSeq lists its product as uncharacterized. NCBI's taxonomy places the organism in Eukaryota, Viridiplantae, Streptophyta, Magnoliopsida, Fagales, Juglandaceae. The transcript has a single exon. The record is from RefSeq and is a predicted model, not a curated record. The coding region runs from base 71 to 340 and encodes 89 amino acids.
GAUUUUACAAGAUGCUAGAAAAUACGAGAGAAAGAAAGGAAGGUAGGGAGGGAGGGAGGGAGAAAGAGUGAUGUCGUGGGCCACGUCAGCAUUCCGGUGGCUGGACUUGGAGUGCUUCGUCUCGGUCGGCAGGUCGUCGGUUUCGAGGUGGCCGGGAUUAUUCUCCUCGUACCUCACGCCGAGGUGGGGUUUGGUCGUGACGAGGAGGUGGUCGUGGCGGGAUCUGAGCUUGUCGUGGAUCGUGGACGACGUCAUGUGGGGGAUGGUAACGGCGUUCGAGUCCGUCGCCUUGGUCUCCAUGCUUUGCUUCUUCUUCGUCUUCUGCGGUUGCACUGUCUAGAAUUUCCCCCCUUUCGAAGCUGGAUUCCAACGUAGCGGCGGAGAUAUCGAAGCUGCGAUGAGCUUAUAGUUCUUAGAAGAGAGAGAGAGAGAGAGAGAGAGAGAGGGGUAGCUGAGCACGUGACAGCGAGGCAGGCACGUGAAUCAGGAUGAGAUUUUUUGUCUUUCGUUUUAUUUUUAGGAGGGGUAUUUUGGUCAGUUUGGGGCAAAAAAUAAUGCAACUCUUCGGUGGGGAAUCUCAAAUCUGGCAUAGGGCUCGAACUCGAAGGAUAUAUCUUUAAAUAUAUUUGCAGUUUUUCUUUUUUAUAAUGUAAUAUCUUUGUUAUUUUGACUCUCUUUUACCUUUGUGAUU